GGCGGUGCUGGGGGGCGGCGGCGCGGGGUCUGCCGGGAAGGGCCGGCGGGGCGAUGGCGGCGGAGCGCGGCCGGGCCGGCCCCCCGCGGUGGCGGCGGCUGCUGCGGCGGCUGUGAGCGGCGGCGGUGGCGGCGGCGGCGAUGCGCGGCGCUCCCGGCGACGAUGGAGGACCGGUCCCACAAGGUGCUGCUGGCGCUGGUGAUGCUCUUUCUCUUCGCCGUGAUCGUGCUGCAGUACGUCUGCCCGGGCACCGAGUGCCAGCUCCUGCGGCUCCGCGCCCUCAGCCCCGCCGCCGUCGCCGACCCGUACCGGGCGGAGGACGAGACGCCGGCGCGUUUUGUUCCCCGUUUCAAUUUCUCUGCCGGCGACUUGCUGCGGCGGGUGGACUUCAACAUCAAGGGGGACGACCUCAUCGUCUUCCUGCACAUCCAGAAGACGGGCGGCACCACCUUCGGCCGGCACCUGGUCCGCAACAUCCAGCUGGAGCAGCCCUGCGAGUGCCGCGCCGGGCAGAAGAAGUGCACCUGCCACCGGCCCGGCAAGCGGGAGACCUGGCUCUUCUCCCGCUUCUCCACCGGCUGGAGCUGCGGGCUGCACGCCGACUGGACCGAACUCACCAACUGCGUCCCCUCCGUGGUGGACAGCAAGAAGGAGGUGCGGCUCCGGCCCUCCAGGAAUUUCUACUACAUCACCAUCCUGCGUGACCCCGUCUCCCGAUACCUGAGCGAAUGGAGACACGUCCAGCGAGGAGCGACGUGGAAGGCGUCCCUGCACGUUUGCGACGGCCGGUCCCCAACCACCGAGGAGCUGCCCAGCUGCUACACGGGGGACGACUGGUCAGGCUGUUCUCUGCAGGAGUUCAUGGAGUGCCCCUACAACCUCGCCAACAACCGCCAGGUCCGCAUGUUGUCCGACCUCAGCCUGGUGGGAUGCUACAACCUGUCGGUCAUGCCCGAGGAGCAGAGAAAUAAGGUUCUCCUAGACAGUGCCAAGGAGAACCUGAAGCGGAUGGCCUUCUUCGGCCUGACCGAAUUUCAGCGGAAGACUCAGUAUCUCUUUGAGAAGACUUUCAACAUGAACUUCAUCUCCCCAUUCACGCAGUACAAUAGCACAAGGGCCUCCAGCGUGGAGAUAGACCAGCAGACUCAGCAGCGCAUCGAGGCCCUCAAUUUUUUAGACAUGGAGUUGUACGAUUAUGCAAAAGACCUGUUUUUGCAGCGGUACCAGUACAUGCGGCAGAAGGAGCACCAGGAAGCGCGGCGGAAACGCCAGGAGCAGCGCAAGAUCCUGCGGGCGAAGCAAGCGCGUCUGAGGGAGCGGGGAGACAACAGCUCCAGCACUGACUACACGGGGAACGUGGAGCGGUGGCGGCGGUAGUGGGGGGACCCGCCGGACACCCGCAGCCAAGCAGAACCCGACCUGCGAAUGGGAGACGAACGAGGAGUUCGAACAGAUCACGCUUCUCAAGGGUUCGGAGCAAAAAGAGGUUAAAACGUUGCCUUUGCAGUUGCCUUUGCAGUAAAUGUUGUACUGUACGCGGAACGCUUAAUCUUAGCGUGUAAUUAAAUUGUCUUUUUUAGGUUUGUUGGAUUAUUUAUGAAAUACAGGAGCCAAAUAGGCUCAUCGGAAAUGGUUGCUUGGACGUUUAUUUAAAAGGAAAAAAAAAAAAAUCCUUAAAUUAGUUAUGAGUACAAAAUGGGAUGCUGGAAAAUGUUUAUGAUGCUCGGCUGAAAUCUAUCUGGGAAGCAAACUCAUUUCCUAAUAACGAGCAGUUAGCAUACUCUCACAAUACAGUAUAUGAGCAAAACCUUUUCCCUUUGAUUUUAUCUUAAUUUUAUUUUAAUAAUGUGUUUUCAAGGGCACCAACUGCUUAUUAUAUUUACCAAGUUAAUGAAUGGACGAUGAAGAGAACAAAAGAGAUCUUGAAAAAUAUUGACUAGUUUUAUGUAUAAUAUUGGCUUUUAAAAGGAAUAGAAGUAAUUUCUCUAGUUAUAUAAAUAUUUAAAAUUUUAAACUUUUUUCUACCUACUGCUGUUUAGAGUUUUAAGCUCGAUCUAUCUCAUAUUUAAAAAAAAGAAAAAGACAUACAUAAUUUUCUGAACUGAAUGCCAAUGUUAAAGACACUGUUUCCAGAAUUUUUCAGGGUAGUAUGAUUUUAACCAUUCUGGAAAAUGUAUAGCACAUCUUCAUGUUUCAUAAAGCAUUUUCCAGAUUAUAAUCCCAUGACAGUGUCUAAUUUUAAGUCUUUCUUACCCAUUAGAAUACAUAACGCUGAAUUUAUCAUUCCUUAAUAAUUGGUGAUCUAAAAUAGAUGAAAUUAUGUUGCGGCUAUUUGUGUAGUGUCUUUAAAAAGUCAUAAAACUCUCUAAUCCCAGCAAUAUUAUGAAGAGAAUUGCUCAACGGAAGAAGUAGAUUUAUGCUUGAAUUAGGAUUUACUUCCAGUAAAUCUUUGCUACACCAGAUAAGAACAGGGCUUUUUUUUCUCCUGUGCUCUCGAGCCCUUCUCAGCGAUGACAGAUGAGCGAUGACUGACACGGUGACGGAAACCAGCCUUGCCAUAGCCAUAGUUGUGCAGGGUGAGCAGGUUGCGCGGUGCAGGAGCUGGACCUGGACCGGCUCACCCGCAGCCCUUCGGCCGCACCGAGACUGACGGGGGAGCAGACGGGGCAGGAGGUGCGAGGGACUCCUAUAAAUCUCUAUGCAAAAAUAAAACAAAAUACUCUGCAAGGCUUGGGCUAUAUACAUUCAGCAAGUUCAGAAAUUGUGCGCGCAGCCCGCGGCGCUCCCGAGCUCGGCGCUGACCGGCCAGCUCGGUGCGGGCGCGCGGUGACGGAGGCACCCGGAAAGGAUGCGCUUCGUCCCCAUGUGCACGAUGCUUACACGGCUCACUUGCACUAUUGCCUUUCGCCUGUAAUAUUCUGUACACCGAUAGGGCAGGGAGGCAUAAAAUGAGGCAGAAGGCUUUCCAAACAUCUUAUGGCUCCACGCCUAUGUGACAGUUGUUUUACAUCUGACGUUGUGUUGCAACCCGGGGGGCAGCAAUCCUACGGGGGCAAGCGGAGAGCAAAGCAGCAGCAAACCAAUACCCUGCGUUAGCAGCUUGAAAAAGAGAAUAACUUCAUGUACAGCAUUUUUUUUUAAAUGAGAACUGCAGUUGCCAAUAUGAUGUCUCGGUUGUAUUUUGGUUUUUAUGGGAGAAAAUAAUUCACUCUUAAAACUGAAAGGCACUGCUGUAUACAGGACUUAACGGUGGGUGAGAUGCCUGUUGCAGAAGGUGCAUUUUGUUUUUAUGCUGUGGUGUGCAUGGUUUACAGAGACUAGUUGCAUUUUCUUUGUGUAUACUGUUUAUUGUAUAUAGGGGAUGUACGAAUAUAAGGAUACUGUUUUGUCAUAACCAUAUCAAAUUCUACUGAUUUCCACUGUAGACGCUGUCUUAUUGUGUAGAUUUACAGGCCGAUCCACUGACUUUGAUUGUGUAAUUUAACAAUAGAACUGAUAAAUAAAAUUUAACUACAGUC
Messenger RNA from Columba livia (rock pigeon), 3518 nucleotides. It is a transcript of the gene HS6ST2, whose product is annotated as heparan sulfate 6-O-sulfotransferase 2. Lineage: Eukaryota; Metazoa; Chordata; Aves; Columbiformes; Columbidae. Gene Ontology annotation, molecular function: heparan sulfate 6-sulfotransferase activity. The record is from RefSeq and is a predicted model, not a curated record. Gene Ontology annotation, cellular component: membrane. Bases 163 to 1377 code for a protein of 404 amino acids. The transcript is spliced from 2 exons.